AUGGCAGCUGCAGACGUAGCAGAGCGCUCCGCUCACAAGCGGCCCUUUGCUGCCUGGGUCAAGCGUCUGACCAACCUGCACCCGAGCAGCAAGAAGGCAAAGAAGGCCUCCCAGCUCAAGAACAAUCCAUACCCUCAGUCCGGUCGUCUUCAGCAGUGCCGCCAUGAUUCUCUCAGCUCCCAAUCUGCCUCGGACAAUGCCAGCCUGAACGUCCACCACACUCCCAACUCGACCGCCAGCAGAAACUCGUCGUGCUCGGCUCCUCCUGUCAACAGCAAUCGCUCGCAAGCCAACACUGUCGCUACCAUCCCAGAGACGAUCGCAUCAGAUGGAGGUUAUUUCAAGUCGUCCACCAACGGUCAAGGCGGUGCCCUGAGUUCAGUUGACGGUGCCGGCCCCAACAGCACCUUCUCCUCGCCGAACCAGUCUCAGCAGUCACUCACCACUACUCUGACCACCAUUCAAUCGACCAACGCGCACCUCACUCCCAACCCGGCUCAUGCCCACUUGUCGCAGCAUCCACCCUCAGCUAUUCCUCCACACCUCGCAUCAAACACCAACAACAACCCCCACAACGACAAUGCCUCCAUCUUGACUCUGGCCUCUUCCUCCAAGCGUCGUCGUCGUUCUAUGGAUACCGAUGCCUCUGUUCGUGCCAUUGCUCCCAAGAGCGUGUGGGGUGACAGUAGAGAAUCUCUACCUUUGAGUGUCCUGAGCGCAAACAUAGAUCACUCAUCCACUCGUCCUGCUGUUGGCGGUCUGGUUAGUGCCGAGCGCGCCAGCAUCUACUCGUCGCGUGAUGUGUCAGCUCCUGCCAUUGCCUCCGAUCGCAAUAGCUAUUACGCGGCAAGCCACAGACAAGUCAAAGACAGAGAGCGAGACAAGGAGGCUCAUCGCGAUCGUGAUUUCCCAGCCGAUGGCAGGAGCAUCAACUACGAUGCCAAAUCACUCAACUUCGAUGGCAGAAGUCUCGGUGGUGACGUUGCCAGUCUGAGAGGUUAUGAAGGCAGCGUACGCAGUGGUGCUUUGGGUCACGGCCGCAACGAUAGUAUCCCUAGCGGUGCACCAAGCCCUAUGGUGGGUGGCUCUCCUCUGCUCAGAAGACCUUCGGGUGCUUUGACCUUCAGCUCCGACGUUCGUGACAAGGAGGACCACGAGCCCAUGGACCACAAGACUCAUUCUUAA
Molecule: messenger RNA, 1185 nt
Organism: Aureobasidium melanogenum CBS 110374
Lineage: Eukaryota; Fungi; Ascomycota; Dothideomycetes; Dothideales; Saccotheciaceae
Exons: 2
Coding region: 1-1185 (394 amino acids)
Source: RefSeq, a predicted model, not a curated record